Trichogramma pretiosum is the source of this 5069-nucleotide messenger RNA. It is a transcript of the gene HDAC4, whose product is annotated as histone deacetylase 4. Gene Ontology annotation, biological process: negative regulation of transcription by RNA polymerase II; chromatin organization. The record is from RefSeq and is a predicted model, not a curated record. The transcript has 14 exons. Gene Ontology annotation, cellular component: histone deacetylase complex. Gene Ontology annotation, molecular function: histone deacetylase activity. NCBI's taxonomy places the organism in Eukaryota, Metazoa, Arthropoda, Insecta, Hymenoptera, Trichogrammatidae. Bases 1538 to 4960 code for a protein of 1140 amino acids.
AUAAAAACAAAAGUUUUAUAUAUAAACGUUGGAAUACGUGUGUGUAUGUGUUUGAGAUGAAUGUAUGCAUGUUUAAAUGUAUGAGUGUAUAUAUACGAACUUUGUUAUAUAUAUAUAUUCUGGUUUUACCCCACUUUUUCAAGCAUCGCGCAUAUGCGCGCUCUUCUCCCACUUCUGGCAAAACAGACAGACGAAGAGAGAAAGAGACAAACAUUAUGUCGCGGUGGUCGCAGUUGCCGCUACCGCGACGCAGAUUAUUAUAGACCGGCGAAGUUUGAUACGAAAGAUCGUGGCGUAGCCACAGCAGUCACUCUGUGAUGCUCUCAAGAUGAACAUUGUGUGCAGUUGCAUCGAGCCUUAACUCAAGAGUGUUUUUCGCGCGCGGCAAUCUGCCGCAGUUUUUGGUGCUUUUGUUUUUGUUCAAUGUGAGCUUUGUGAACUUGCACUGCUACUUGUGCGCCGCUGGCAUUUUGUGACAACUGUUGGAACGAAGCGGCGCGGAAAAAAAAAUUAGUGGCCCACAUGUGCUCGAUAGUGCCAAACGAUGAAAGUCCAACUGCCGAUCGAUAGGCCUUUGAAAGGAAGACAAAGAUCAAGUUGAGGAACAGUUCGCAAAUCAGCCGAAGAGCUUGAGAAAUUCUUCCAUCGUCGCCGUCGUCGUCGUCGUUGUUGCCGCCGUAGCCGCUCGCAGACGUCGCUAAUGAUAAAAUUCCGAUAACACUGCGACCAAUAAACACAGCCAACAGACUUUGUCUCUCACUCUCGCUCUCUCUCUCUCUCUCUUUCUUCGUCUCUUUCAAUCCUUUCUCUCGUGCAUCGAGUAUUUUAUACGUGCCAUUAUAAACCAAAGGCGAAUUUUUAUUUGUGCCGGUGCGUAUGUAUGCGUACAUGCUCGCAAGUAUAUGUACAGAGCAUCAGCAGCGCUGGUAAAGCACCAAUUGUCAGUUUUUCGUCUUCUUUUUCGCCGAUCGCUGUAGAUGCGAUCUUUAUUAUUGAUCGUUUCGACUUUUCGAUCGGUCGAAUAAGAAAUCUUUUUCCCCUCGCGCAUCUCUCUGUCUGUCUCUCUCAUUCUGAUCGUUUGCUCUCUGCGUACGCGUCUCGUUAUUGCGGAGCGAAUCUCGCCAGCAUUGGAAUUGAGAAACGAGUCGGGAGCGAGCUCGGCGCAGCGCAGCAAGUUGUCGUGUGCUGUGUGUGUGUGUGUGUGUGUGCGCGCGUCUCGCGUCGGUGUGCGAGCGAACGAGCAAAGCGAGGCUUCGUUUGAUGCAGCGCAAGCGGCCAACCUGUUGCCCGAGAGAAAGAAGCCACGAUAUAUACAUUAAAUACUCGCCGGUGGAGUGCGACGAAUUCGUUUAAUAAUUCUCAAGGCUGAUGGUUUCGUUAAAAAGGAGCAGGAGGCGUACGAUAUAGGCUGCGUCCGUAUAAAUCGCACAGAGAUAUUUAUUUAUGCCUGGGAGCUCGGGUGCCGGGUCGUUGACUUUGAUCGAGAAUCGCGGCGCGCGUCCGCGUUGCCUUUGUCGCGCCUCGACAAAAUAAAAAAAUGCGCGUAUCCGUAGAAAGGGGAGUUGGAGGCCACCACCACACGUCAGCCUUCAGUCCGUAUAUCAGCAGAUCGUUGAGCGGCAGCAGCAACAGCAGUAACGAGAGCGACGCAGGCAUGCUCUUGGUCGGGCCUCAGCCACUGCCCGCGACACCUGCCAGCAGCAGCAGCGCCUCGCGCUCUUACGCGAAAAUAAUCAAACUGUCUCCCACGUCGCUCGGCGUCGCGUCUCCCAAAUCGAGCUUUAAUAGCAACAACAACAACAACCUGUCGUUCACGGGCUCGGCCUCGUCCUCUGUUUGCGCAGAAAUGGCCAGAGACACGCCGGCCACGGCGAUGUCGUCAACGUCAGCGGUCACGACGGCCAGCAGCCGACGGCCCAACCUGCUCUCGACCUCGUCCACGUCGUCCACGUCGUCGUCGGGCUCGGCCUCGGCCAUGGCGGCCGUAGUCGCCGAGGAGCGUCGCGGGGGCGCCGGACCACUGAGCGCGAAAAAUUUUCACGCUGUCACCGCCACUGGCCGCGUCGUCGAGGCAACCAACGUCACUGCCAAUAAUGUCGCUGCCGCUGCCGCUGCCGCCGCCGCCGCUGCGGCUGUUGAUCCACGCAUGCCGUACACCGAUAUAUUACAAGAUCGCAUUUUUGAGUUGCAGCAGCACUAUGUUAUUCAACAGCAGGUUUUACAUCAACAGUUCAAAGAGCAAGAAAGGAAAUUGGUCGAACUGCAACAACAACAACAACAAAUGCAAACGAUGAGAGUUAGUAAUAUUUGGCAGCAAAAGCAAAUAAAAGAACAGCAACAAAAAGAGCAGCAGCAAAAAGAAAAAGAACGGUUAGAGGGAAUGCGGAAAAAAGAAAAUAAAAUUCCCCACGGUGCAAUAGCAUCUCCUAAUGUCAGGAUGAAAUUAGCACAUUUUUUAACUAAUAAAAAGAAAUUACAAGAGCAGGCUGCGGCCAAUAAUGGAACAUCACACGCCCAAAGCAACACCGAUCACAAAAAUUGGCAACAAGACAUAGUUUCAACUAGUUUAGUAAAUGUCUCAGUGGUCAAUCCGUACGGCUUACAAACAAUGCAAAGAGAAAAAUUAGAAAUGCAGUUACGUAAAUCAGCUUCGGAACCUAACAUAUUGAACAAUGUCCGGGGGACUUUGAAGGCGCGAAUUGAGAAAAAGAUGACCAAUGUUCGUCAUUCUCCUAUGAACCGAAGGAAGGAGCCUCAUCAGCCACUUUGGAAAACAUCGCUUACAAAUUCGGGUAGUAAUUCAGAUUCCGGGCCGAAUUCACCUCCGACUUUAGGCAACUCGAGGUUCUCGCCGACCAUCAGCGCCGGCUCGUGCAAUUCCAUCCAGGAGGAGGGCCGAGUCGCGACGUCUUCGUACGGCCAGCUGAACAGCGGCAGCAGCAGCGCAGUGCCGCAGAUCAGCCCCACGGAUUACCCGUUGUUCAGCUCACCAUCGAUGCCAAAUAUAUCCGUGAGCAAGUCGCAGCUGCAGUCCGGCUCAGCGAGGACGCCGACUUUGGCGCCCGUCUCGGAAGCCGAGGUUCGCGCGGCCUACACGGCGCGCUUCGGCGGCCCCUUGACCGGGCAGAUAUUGCCCGACACCCUGCCGUCCUAUCCAUCGAUAUCUCUGGCGGAGGGCGAGACGAUCUACCUGCCACAAGGACACGUCGUGUCGAUGUCGGGCGCCACCCCGACGGCCCGACUUUCCCAAUCAUUCCUUUAUCGUUUGCCGAUAACGGACGCACAGGUGGCUCACACGAGGCUCAAUAGGACGAGCCAUCGGCCGUUAGGUACUAGGACACAGUCAGCUCCAUUGCCGCUGAAGCAUCCAGCUCUGACUGGAAUGGUGAUGGGCCCACCGCCACCGGCGACUGGCCAUCCGUACGAGGACUACAGGGUUGUCACGAGAUCACUGGACGAAUCCAAGCCCUCGCACAUGCGCGUCAAAGAGCAUGUGAGAAAUACGGUACUGAUAAGAGCCGGAUCGAGAAGUCAACUUCUGGACGAUUCGCCUUUGGAGUCGGAAGAAUCGGAAGUCAUUGAUCUUACUGGAAGAAAAGAUCAUCCCAGAUCUGUUCAGACGGUCGCGAUUGACACGCACGCUCAAUCGAAGCCGGAGCAAAGCAUCACCACUGGCCUCAUUUACGACGCCAUCAUGCUGAAGCACGGUUGCACCUGCGGCGAGGCCGUGCGAAAUCAUCCCGAGCACGGCGGACGGCUCCAAAGCAUAUGGGCCCGACUGUCGGAGACCGGCCUGAUGGCGCGCUGCAACAGAAUCCGGGGCCGCAAGGCGACCUUCGGCGAGCUCAAGUCCUGCCACGACGAGGAUCACGCCUUCCAGUUCGGCACGACUCUGGCGCCUCGUCAAAAGAUGGACGGAAUCGGGAUAAAUUUCGUCAGGCUCGGAUGCGGCGGCAUCGGGGUCGACAGCGACACGACCUGGAGCGACAUGCACACCAGUGCGGCCGCCAUCAUGGCCGCUGGCUGCGUCAUCGAGCUGGCGUCGAAAACUGCCAAGGGCGAGGUGCGAAAUGGCUUCGCCGUAAUCAGACCUCCGGGCCAUCACGCGGAGCCGAACCAAGCGAUGGGCUUUUGCUUUUUCAACAAUGUGGCCAUAGCCGCCAAGCAACUUCUAGUCAGAGGAGAAGCAAAACGAGUACUGAUCGUCGAUUGGGACGUGCACCACGGCAACGGCACCCAAAAAAUAUUCCUCGAUGAUCCGAAUGUUCUGUAUUUAUCGAUUCAUCGCUACGACGAUGGCAAUUUCUUUCCGGGCACCGGUGGACCCACCGAAUGCGGAGUCGGUGAGGGAACGGGUUACAACGUAAACAUAGCCUGGUCCGGAGGCCUCAAUCCGCCCAUGAGCGACGCCGAGUACUUGGCCGCGUUUCGCACGAUAGUCAUGCCCAUUGCGCGCGACUUCGAUCCCGACGUGGUUCUCGUAUCGGCCGGCUUCGACGCGGCCAGCGGACAUCCGGCGCAAUUGGGUGGUUAUCACGUCAGCCCGGCUUGCUUCGGACUCAUGACGCAAAUGCUCAUGACCCUGGCCAACGGCAAAGUCGUGCUCGCUCUCGAAGGUGGAUACGACCUGGCGACCAUCUGCGACUCGGCCCAGGAAUGCGUGAGGGCGCUCUUGGGCGACAAGACUAUGCCCAUCUGUGAACAGGAGCUGUUGAGGCUGCCGUGUCAAAAUGCCAUUGAUACGCUCCAAAGGACCAUCGCAAUUCAGUUGUCUCAUUGGCCAUGUUUGAACGAGUUUUCUCACAUGGUUGGAAUGAGUGCGGCUGAGGCACGACUGAUCGAGGAGACCGAAACUCUUUCUGCCAUGGCAUCUUUGUCCAUGAGACACCAAACUUCUUUCAGUACCACGUCAGAACAUUCCAGUAUAGAGGAGCCCAUGGAACAAGAUGAGGCCAAGUAAAUUUAAUUAUUAUCGUGUAUGUGUAAACGGUGACAUUAAGAAAAUUAUUUUAAAAAAAUAAGAAGGUAACAUUAGUUUUCUCUCUUUUUCGAUUUCCUUGGAAAACUCA